GCGUACCAUAAUUUCUUUUCGGAUAACCAGUUAGCCCCGGCGUUUAUGCAUCAAAUUUUUCCCCAGUGAAGAGGACUCAGAGACAUGUGCCGGUUGCAGUUACCCUGAAGACCAGCAUAUGAAGGUUUUGGCUCCAGUAGAACGGUGGGCCGAAGCGAGUUUGAAAUGGAAGGCAGAGUUUCACUUGAAGAACGAAGCAUAUUCGGACGAAACUCUCAAAAUCCGAUUAGUGGACGAACCAACAGGGAUCGACAAAACAGCCAACUUGAUGAUAAUCGCAAACAGUACCAACCCUGGCAUGCCAGUACGAGUUUUGGUGGAAACUUGGAAAACACCGGUUCCAGAUUUCAUAGUGUCAGUGAUCGGAACUGUACACCAAAGCCCAGUUACUCCGGAUCAGUUCCAGAUAUUCAAGCGGGAUUUCAAUAAAGCGGUGUCUAGCAGUAAUGUGUGGGUGAUCGGAGGCGGUAGCCUACAUGGAGUUGACAAACUUGUAACCGAAAGUCUGAAAGAUUUGCAGCUUCAAUCGUGGAUGGGUGUCAGCUCGAAACAGCUACACGUGAUCGGAAUAGUGAACUGGGACUGUUUCGAGUCUAAUCACGCAGCCAACAGGCUCUACUUUGGAUCCGAAUAUCCCAUGGAAAGGUUCAACUCAGAAGCUGUUUUUUCCUACUUUGUGAAGAAACGCAAACCAGAUUGGGAUGAACCUAACCAAAGACUAUCGAUGACCUUGAACCCUCUGUUCAGUAAUUUCAUCGCAGUUCAGGGUGGCGUGAAAGGAAAACUUCAUCAGGAAUUGCAACUAAGAAUUGGAGUCGAGAAUAUAUUAACAAAUCCCAAUCCUGAUUUGUCUCAUCACAAGAAAUUCAAAUCCACUCCGCAGACGUUGCUGGUCCUAGGAGGAGAUGUUGGAACCCUAGAUCAUAUCGCCAACUCCCUCGUCAACGGUAUCCCUGUUGUACUAUGUCAAGGAUCCGGAGGAAUGGCGGACAUCGUAAUCGAGGUGCUCCGGAUGACAAGAGGAAGGCCCUUUUUAGAACCAGAAGUUUUGAAUUUAAUUGAACCGCAGCGAAUCCGAGACAUGAUCAACAAACCGAGAGGCGAGCGAGACCUCUUCUCGGAAGACUACAUGGAUGCAGUUACUCACGUGCGAAACAUUUCAACUUGUAUUCGCCUCUCGGAACUAGUGACGAUUUAUAGACUGGACAAACCAGCAGUGGGAGAAAAACUGGACCAAUGUAUUUUCAAGUCGCUUCUGAAAGGGCGAGCUGUUUUGGCUCCAUUAGAAUAUUGGGCCAAAGCGAGUUUGAAAUGGAAGGCAGAGUUUCACUUGAAGAACGAAGCAUAUUCGGACGAAACUCUCAAAAUCCGAUUAGUGGAAGAACCAACAGGGAUCGACAAAACAGCCGACUUGAUGAUAAUUGCUAACAGUACCAACCCUGGCAUGCCGGUACGAGUUUUGGUGGAAAAUUGGAAAACACCGGUUCCAGAUUUCAUAGUGUCAGUGAUCGGAACUGUACACCAAAGCCCAGUUACUCCGGAUCAGUUCCAGAUAUUCAAGUGGGAUUUCAGUAAAGCGGUGUCUAGCAGUAAUGUGUGGGUGAUCGGAGGCGGUAGCCUGCAUGGAGUUGACAAACUUGUAACCGAAAGUCUGAAAGAUUUGCAGCUUCAAUCGUGGAUGGGUGUCAGCUCGAAACAGCUACACGUGAUCGGAAUAGUGAACUGGGACUGUUUCGAGUCUAAUCACGCAGCCAACAGGCUCUACUUUGGAUCCGAAUAUUCCAUGGAAAGAUUCAACUCAGAAGCUGUUUUUUCCUACUUUGUGAAGAAACGCAAACCAGAUUGGGAUGAACCUAACCAAAGACUAUCGAUGACCUUGAACCCUCUGUUCAGUAAUUUCAUCGCAGUUCAGGGCGGCGUGAAAGGAAAACUACAUCAGGAAUUGCAACUAAGAAUUGGAGUCGAGAAUAUAUUAACAAAUCCCAACCCUGAUUUAUCUCAUCACAAGAAAUUCAAAUCCGCUCCGCAGACGUUGCUGGUCCUAGGAGGAGAUGUUGGAACCCUAGAUCAUAUCGCCAACUCCCUCGUCAACGGAUCGCACAGUCUCCUCGGGUAUCAAAAGCAUGUCGUGAUCAAGCGAAUCCGAGACAUGAUCAACAAACCGAGAGGCGAGCGAGACCUCUUCUCGGAAGACUACAUGGAUGCAGUUACUCACGUGCGAAACAUUUCAACUUGUAUUCGCCUCUCGGAACUAGUGACGAUUUAUAGACUGGACAAACCAGCAGUGGGAGAAAAACUAGACCAAUGUAUUUUCAAGUCGCUUCUGAAAGGGCGAGCUGUGCGUGACUUAGACCAUGUGUUCUUGGGGCUAAAAUGGCAUAAAUGUGAUGCAAUAAUUAAAGACACCCUCUUCUCACAAGGUGAUUUAAACUUGAGAAGCAACAUUCGAUCACUUUGCCGAAAAGCUCUUGUUGAGGAGCAAACCGAUUUCUUCGAACUAUUUCUGGCUCUUGACCUGGACUUGCGAAAAUACAUAACAACCCGGGAAUUACACGAGCUCUAUAAAUUUUCGAUUCUGAAGGAGCCGUAUUUAAUGAAUUUAAUGGUGCGAAAUGGAAAAUUUUGUCUCUCCGAUGCAUAUGACGCAAUCUUCACAAGUUCUACUGCUUAUGAAUUCUUCUGCCUGGAUUCCUUGAGCGCAAGUUGCCAAAAUUCUUCUCAAGAAGCAGCGGUUGAGCUUUUCUGGUGGUCCAUAUUCAGUUGCAGUUUACGCUUGUCCACACUUCUCUGGAAGAUGAGCCAGCAUCAACUGGCCCUUGCAUUAAUAGCCAUUUCACUGUGUGACACCUGCUCCAGUUACGUUCCUGAAAACGAGAGUGUUCAACUUAAGAAGUUUGCUGAACUGAAAUUUACGUUCGAGACGUUUGCGAUUGAACUAUUGGAUCAAGUUUGGAAUUUCAACGAGCGAUUUACAAAAGAUCUUAUUCUGAAGAAAAUAUCAUCAACUAUUGGAGUUUCCAUUUUCGACAUAGCAAUUUUUACUCGGGCCAAAGAUUUUAUUUCGCAUGCUGCUGUUCAAACGUGCUCGAGCGAGGCUUGGAAAUCAGGUCUAAAAUAUUCGUACUUUCAUUUAAUAUUGGUUAUCAUUUUUCCUUUUUGCGCUGUCGCUGACAUCAGAAAAAGCCAAAUUAACAAUCAGAGUUUCAGCUGCAAAAAAAUAGGUUUCGCCGAAAACGGAUUCGAAACGAAUUGUGAUAAAGAUGGGGAUAAAGUUACACAUUAUGUCACCAUGCCACCUGGAACUACUCAAAAAGACAAAAACUUAUCAAUAAUUGAUUGUCUUAAAGUAGUAUACUCAACACCAGCGAUUAAGUUCACGCUACAUUUUUUAUUCUUUGUAUUAUUUCUAUUAUUUUACUCUUGGUUCCUCGUUCGAAAAUGCAGGGAAGUUCCUCUGUCAAAAUCCGAGCACUUUCUUUUCGUAUUCAAUCUUUGUUACCUCUUGGAAGCUCUGGUAUUGCUAAUCCAGUUCAAAGGCCCUUUUGCUAUGAAACUUGAAGUUUGGCUGCGCUGCGAGUGGAGCUACAUCCAGGUCAUAUCAUCGCUUUUUGGAUGCUUUGGCUACGUCAUAAGACACCUAUCAACAUCGGUGCUGACGAUGCACGCUGGAUAUGGCACUUCGAUGUAUGCCAUCAGCGGCUUCUUCGUCUGGAUCAGACUGCUCUCUUUCUACAGGUGCAGUCGUAAAUUGGGACCACUCUGGAUUCUGCUGCGGAAAAUGAUGCACGAGGCUCUGGGCUUCAUGCUCAUUUUCAGCACUAUAAGCAUCGCAGCCGGUAUUUUCAUGCAAGUUAGUACAAAAUAA
Symsagittifera roscoffensis is the source of this 3865-nucleotide messenger RNA. RefSeq lists its product as uncharacterized. The record is from RefSeq and is a predicted model, not a curated record. Lineage: Eukaryota; Metazoa; Xenacoelomorpha; Acoela; Convolutidae. Gene Ontology annotation, biological process: calcium ion transmembrane transport. Bases 119 to 3865 code for a protein of 1248 amino acids. The transcript is spliced from 13 exons. Gene Ontology annotation, molecular function: ligand-gated calcium channel activity. Gene Ontology annotation, cellular component: plasma membrane.